Messenger RNA from Grus americana (Whooping crane), 1120 nucleotides. RefSeq names its product translocase of inner mitochondrial membrane 29 (gene TIMM29). The transcript has 2 exons. The record is from RefSeq and is a predicted model, not a curated record. NCBI's taxonomy places the organism in Eukaryota, Metazoa, Chordata, Aves, Gruiformes, Gruidae. Bases 1 to 816 code for a protein of 271 amino acids. Gene Ontology annotation, cellular component: TIM22 mitochondrial import inner membrane insertion complex. Gene Ontology annotation, biological process: protein insertion into mitochondrial inner membrane.
AUGUGGUUCCUCCCCCCCUUCCCGCCGCGAUGGUUCCGCCCGGUCCGUCGCUGGGUCCGUCCCGGCGGGAGCCGCUUCCGGUUAUGGCGGCGGCGGCGGCGGUCGGGGGGGGGCCGAGGCCUCUGGGGGCGCCUCGCGGAGAGUCGGAUCGGGCGCUGGUGGCGGGCGUUGCUGCAGGACUACGCGUCGGCGACGCGGGAGGCGGCGCUGGGGGCUCGUCGCCGUCCCGGUGCGGCGGCCGGUUCCCUGGCGGGGUUGGCGGGAGCGGUCGCCUGCGCCGCCGCCGUCCCCAGCGCCGAAUCCUUCGAAGCGGCGACGGUGGAAGCGGCCGGGACGCUCCUGCUCCUCUCCCCCGGCACACGCAGCCCUUCCGCCGACCGGCACGUCCAACGCCUGCUGCGGCGUCGCGAAGCCGGCCGGUUACGUUACCGCAACUUCCUCUUCUUGGCGGUGGUUUACGAAGACCCCCACGCCGACGACGCGGCGCUCUACCUGGCGCGGUGCCGGCAUUUACGGCCACGGUGGAGGGAGCUGCCCGGUCGCCUCUUGGACGUGGGGUUCUGGGGGCGUUGGUGGGUGCUGGGGGCCCGGUUGCGCGACUGCGACAUCAACGAGGAGGAAUUUGGGGGGCUGCCGGCCCGGCUGCGCCGCCUGGACCCCCACCAGCUCCGCUCCCACCGAAAUGAGAGCCAAUUCCUGGAGAAAUUCCGGCCCGUUGCCCUCACCGAGGAGGACAUCCGGCGCGCCGAGAGCGAGGAGGCGGCGGGGGGACGCACCGAAGGCUCGCGGCUCGACGGCGACGCCGGGGAUUCGUAACCGGGACCCCCCUGCCCGGCGUCGGCACGUUCAGCUCGUUAACGCCGCUGAAUUCUCGUUUGUGACUCCUCGUUUAUUUAAUUUUCCUUCACAACUCCUUAACGCAGCCGGAUCCUGAUGGAUUUACCCGCCGGCCGUUCGUUAAGGCGACUUAUUAUUAAUUUUAAAUGUUAAGACGUCUCUCUUUUUCCGUGCGCCUCCCUAAUUACCCAUCAGCCGUUCGUUAAGACGUUCAUUAAGGCAUCGACGCACCUGCCCCCCCCCAAAUUAUUCAUCGCCGGCGGUGAGGUGACGGUUCGCCGCC